Messenger RNA from Sinocyclocheilus grahami, 1728 nucleotides. RefSeq names its product toll-like receptor 2. Gene Ontology annotation, biological process: inflammatory response; toll-like receptor signaling pathway. The coding region runs from base 1 to 1728 and encodes 575 amino acids. Gene Ontology annotation, molecular function: signaling receptor activity; protein binding. NCBI's taxonomy places the organism in Eukaryota, Metazoa, Chordata, Actinopteri, Cypriniformes, Cyprinidae. Gene Ontology annotation, cellular component: plasma membrane. The transcript has 4 exons. The record is from RefSeq and is a predicted model, not a curated record.
AUGAGGGAACGUACUAUUGAUUUUAUCUGCAUUAUAUGUUCUGUAAAAAAAAAAUUCAUAUCGGUCAGCCUCCAGGCAGUUGUGCACAUUAAACCAACUAAAGCCAAUCAGUCCUGUAAAAUAACAUCUGAUAGGCGUUCAGCAGACUGUAAAGGUCUACGGCUGGACCAUGUGCCUAUAACAAAUCUGACUGCUUCUCUGGAAGAGCUCGACCUUUCUUUCAAUACCAUACAGGUCAUCAGCAAACAAGAUCUGUUCAAACUUAGUCAUCUGCGAGUCCUCAUGCUUAAUUUCAACAACAUCUCUCUAAUUGUGGAUGAUGCCUUUCAUGGAAACAUUUUUUUGGAGAAUCUAAACUUAUUCAAUAACUCUCUGACAGAAAUUCCAUUCAAAGCUCUUAAGCCGCUCACAAAUUUAAAGGUUUUGGAAAUGUCCAAUAAUUUGUACACACAAGCAUCUUUGGAUGCUUCUUUUUUGAAUUUCACAAAGUUAAAAGUGCUGUCCAUUGGUGGAUCGCUGGUCAAUAGUUUGGGAAGCCAUGACAUUUAUGUGUUGAAGAACAUCUCAUUGGACAAGUUUGCUAUUAAAACUGGUACUGGUUUUAAAAGUUAUGAACCUGGGUAUUUCAGCAACCUCGACACAAAAAACUUGUGGUUCGAUAUAGCUUUUGACAAAAAACCAGAUAUGCUUCCUAUGAUAUUGAAAGAUCUGGCAAACAAGACUUUUGAUGUGCUACGUUUCCGAAACCUUUUUGAAUUUCAGUACUAUACUGGUAAACAAGAUAUUUUUAGUGGCCUGCAGUAUGUAAAGACUCAACUCCUAACCUUCUAUCGAGGUAAAUUCAAUGAGGAAGUUAUGAGAAUGGCUCUGGUAAAUUUGGAAAUCAGUUCAAUCAAAGGCCUGGAAUUGCUGCUCAUCGACUUUGCUCGUUCACAGAACAGAACACAGGGAUCCAGUGUAACAAACUUGACCUUGGAAAAGCUGGUGCUCUCGGACAUCAGUAAUCCAGAUAUAAUGCGCUUCGACUGGAGCUUUACCUGGCUUAAUCAUGUCCGCCAAUUCAUUGUAUGGAAUGUGAACUUCAACAGCGUGCCAUGCGACUCGUGGCCGGAGAUGCAAAGUGUUGAGCUUCUGGACAUCUCUAACAACCAGCUGAGGGACAGUUAUAUUUAUAACCCACUAUGUGACAUUAGAAAUGCACUGCACAAGCUUGAAACCUUCAAAGUCAGUCGCAAUCGACUUACCAGCCUCAGUGACUUGGCAUCUCUGACCAAAGACUUUGUAAUCUUCGUGUUGUCGCGGAACUUCGUAAACAGCGAGUGGUGCAACUACGAGCUCUACUUUGCCCAACAGCGGGCCAUUGGCAAGACGUUCAGUGAUGUCAUCCUGAUUGUGAAGGAGCCCAUAGACCCCACUUCUCUUCCCAGUAAAUUCUGCAAGCUCAAAAGGAUGCUCAAUACCAAAACCUACCUAGAGUGGCCCCAGCAACCAACAGAACAGAGCUUUUUCUGGGUCCAGCUGAGGAGUGUUUUGGGCCAACCAAACAUCAUAAGACAGCGUACGACCAGCCGGCAUAGCCGCCUGUCUUCAGUGAGGUCUGUUUCCCUGAUUGAGCUGCCACAGGACCAGAGUUCUGCAGGUACAGAUGAAGAUGGCCACCAAAUCAGUGAUGAGCCUUCUAAUAGAUGUCAACAAACUUUAGAGAACUUGCUUGAAGGACAUAAAUAA